Paracoccidioides brasiliensis Pb18 is the source of this 204-nucleotide messenger RNA. RefSeq lists its product as uncharacterized. The coding region runs from base 1 to 204 and encodes 67 amino acids. The transcript has a single exon. The record is from RefSeq and is a predicted model, not a curated record.
AUGAAGCCCGCGAGAGCAGUAGUACCAAGUCAAGGCAUUCAGAAGAUGAUUAUUUCGAAUAUGGCGAAUGUAUUCAGGACCUUGCAGCGGGCUGUUGUAGGGUCAAAACUGGGCAUGUCCGUUGGUUCCAAUACCUUGGGCAACGUACCAGCCGCCCCUAUGCAGACGCAUGCAGUAAUGCCAGACCCAAAGAAACGCAAAUAG